AUGACGCUGCUCGAGAAGGUCAACCUGGCGACCGAUAUCGGAGACCUGUUGGAAAGGCAGAACAUGCAAAUCGAGCAGAAGUCGUGGCACAUCCAAGAGCAAGACGAAAACAGGAAGGAGUUGGAGGAGGACAACGAGAAUCUCGAAAAAGAAGUGGAAGAUCUCGAAAAAGAGACCGAGAAGCCUCGCCUGCCCGAGCGGCCCUACAACCGCCACCCUCCUGCCGCCACCAUUUGUCUGUUCGCAUUCCAGAUACCCGUCAGCUGGACGGAGCCCGCCCCGAGUGCUCAAGAGCCUCCCCCGAGUGCUCAAGAGCCUACUGCCGGAGGUUCCCGCCCAUGA
Lasiodiplodia theobromae is the source of this 342-nucleotide messenger RNA. Its product is annotated as Circumsporozoite protein. The record is from RefSeq and is a predicted model, not a curated record. The coding region runs from base 1 to 342 and encodes 113 amino acids. Lineage: Eukaryota; Fungi; Ascomycota; Dothideomycetes; Botryosphaeriales; Botryosphaeriaceae. The transcript is spliced from 3 exons.